UCUAGGCAGCAAGCAGACAAUCACGCGCAUACACAGAUUGGAGAUUCUGCGCGACCACUGCAUUACGAGCUUCAUCGAGAGACACUUCUUCAUUAACGGCGCUAAACCUCCUCCAGAAAACGACACCAUGGGCGUGGAAGGCUGCACGAAAUGCAUCAAAUACAUGCUUUUCUUCUUUAAUUUCAUUUUCUGGCUGGCUGGAUGUGUCAUUCUGGGGGUUUCACUCUGGCUGCGUCAUGACACUAAGACAAGCACUCUUCUGGGUCUAAAGUUAGAGGAGACAGAAGCACCCACCACUUUCUACAUAAGUGUCUACAUUUUGAUUGCUGUUGGUGCCGUGAUGAUGUUUGUUGGAUUUCUUGGUUGCUAUGGCGCCAUACAGGAAUCCCAGUGUCUUUUGGGAACAUUCUUUGCCUGCCUUGUCAUUCUGUUUGCCUGUGAGGUCGCUGCUGGUAUCUGGGGCUUUAUGCACAAAGACAAGAUUUCCAAGGAGAUGGUCAGUUUUUAUGAUUCAGUGUAUGAAAGAAGUGGAAGUGCCACAAUAUUAGAACCGGAAAAAAAGAACGCAGCCACUGCGGUGUUGAAGGUCUUUCAUGAGACUCUUGACUGCUGUGGAAAAUCGGGUAUCUCAUUAAUAGGCCUUGUAACCUGCCCUGUAACUUCUGUGGGCUGUGAUAAAAAGAUUAAUGAUCUUUUCACUGAGAAGAUCCAUCUGAUUGGCAUUGCUGCCCUGGUUGUUGCUGUUAUCAUGAUCUUUGAGAUGAUCUUCAGCAUGGUGCUCUGCUGUGGUAUCAGGAACAGCCCUGUAUACUAAAACAUUAAGGGGCAAGAUAUGAAGUUCAAAAACAGCCAAAAAAAAUAAUUUUGUUUUAUAUCUACCAUCUCAUCUUGUUUUAUUUGUACCGUCAUUUCCUAAUCAAAUCACUCAACUCUCAUAGAAAAUACUAAUUCAUUUUGUUAUAAUGACGCAGUGGAUCCACCCAUAACUAGUCUGCUUAUUGAAUACGCUGUAGUUGGCAAUGACUAGUUGCAAUCCAUAGCUAUAGCAGUAGACUUAUCAGAUAGUUAAAACACAUACACACUGCUUUAUCCAAUGAAGGAUAUCUUCAUUUAUUUGCUUGUAGUUUUUUUGUUGUAACUGUUAAGUUUCUGCUAUUGCUAAUGGUUACUAUCACUUUUUCCUAUGUAUAUGUAUAAACUGUAUAUAUUUGCAGCCCUGUAUGGCUCCUAAGCAUGAAUCUUGUAUCGAACACUCCUGUCUGAUUUCUUCUCUCAUACUGCUGUUUGUAUGUACACGUUUCUUUCUGAGAAACCACUAUAUAAACAGUGUUAGCUAGGUCAGGAGAAAGUCACAAUACAAUGCUCAAUGAAAGUAAUAGUUCAAGGAUUAAGGAUUUUUCCUGUUAUUAAAGUUGACAAGCCCUAAGUUUGCUUCUUACACAGUUUGCCAUUCAGUGGAGCUCAACCAACAGCCAGUUUGUGCAAACUCAAUGCCAAAAAGAGUACUAAUCUAUGGACAUUGCUUUUCAAACAACAAAAAAUAUUUGAGAUCACAAGAACGAGGAAGCAGAUUGUUACUCUGCCGAGUUUCACAUACAGAACUACUGAUGCGUACAUCAGGGACUGGAUGACGUGAACUCUGUCUCUCUAUGCUAUCCAAUGCUAAUAUAGUGUACUGUAAUUAAUUGCAUGCCUGUAUGUCACAAAAAAAGUUGGACACAUGUAGAAUCCUGCAACAAUUGCUGUAGUUCUUCUGCCUUUACCCCUCUUUACUGUCUAAUGUGAUUCAACUGUAUACAGGACUUUUGUAUGCCAUCUCGCCUUAUAAAUUAGACACCUUAUCCCUUAAUCUCUUCUAAAUCUGGAUUGAUUCCUUAUGGAAUUGUGUCGUAACUGUAAUGUGUUAUGACUACUUAAACCAAUGUAAGGGGUUUGCGUGAGAGUGUGCGCAUGUCUGUCUGUCUGUAAUGGGUUGACACUGAAUUUAAAAAGGCAGACAUAGAUUGUUCAGGGUUGUUUGAAUUAUUGAAUCAGAUAAUUAUUUGCCACCUUUAUAGCAGAAUUCGCUGCUGUAAUUCCCUGUCACCAUCACCAGGUGGCACUCAAACACCAUUCACUUGACAGUUAGUGACCACACCCCCUCGUGUAUGUACCUAUCAUGCACUUAUUAUCUACAGUAGAGCGCACUUAUAUAAACCUCCUCUCACACAAACACUGAUGUAUUCAUACCAGAUUUACUACAUGCAUUAUGCAACUCUGUCUUGUUAACACAUAUUGCCUAUGCUGAUAUAAGUGUCUUGUAAUAUGUACAGCUACACAGUAUACUAAUGACCAUGUAAAGACAAUGUAUGCUUUUAAUUGUGAUAUCUUUUUCUGGUACUUUGACAAAAAAAAAGAGGACCUCAGCAGAGAUUUCAGUAGAAGCAUGUAAAGUUUUUGGGGUUAUAACAGGUUAAGCAUGAUAUCGAAACUAUUAAGCAUCUUGAAGUAAUUACGAGAGCUGUUUAUGAAGUUAACUCUAAACACUUAAGGGUAUUUGAGCAGUAUCAAAUAAACUGUUGAGUUUCAUUGUGUUACUGAAACAGAACGUGACAGCUGCCACUUAAAUCUCUGCCCUGACUCAACAGUAGUAGAUUUUGGUCUGGUUUUGUUGCCCAAAUAUUUAGAAAAUUAAAUGUAUUUUACAAAUA
Molecule: messenger RNA, 2690 nt
Organism: Paramisgurnus dabryanus
Lineage: Eukaryota; Metazoa; Chordata; Actinopteri; Cypriniformes; Cobitidae
Gene: cd81a
Product: CD81 molecule a
Cellular component (GO): plasma membrane
Source: RefSeq, a predicted model, not a curated record